CAAAGCCCGACCUAAACCUUCGAAACACAGAUACCAAAACAUGGCCAAGAAGACCAGGCCGAGCAGACAGCACCUCAUCACUCCUCAGCACUCGACUGCGUCACAUAUCCCCAUCAUCGAUACGCAUACGCAUCUACAUGCGACGUUCUCAUGGUAUACCGAGUGGUACCUGAAGCACUUUCCCUCCAAACCAAACUCCCUUUCUCCCGCUGCCAACGGUGCCGUCGAUGCGAACCAGGUACCAAAGUAUGACACCAUACACGAGUUCGUGCAGGGCGUCUAUGAGGGAAAGAACGUGAAAGCCAUUGUGGAUGUAUGGUGCGAGGCACCACCACUUCUGGGGGAAUGGCGGAAGCUCGCAGACUCGGCACUUACAGAGGAAGAAAGGCGGAAUAAAUGGGGCGGCAUUGAGUACUGGUUCGUCAUGGGCGUUCACCCGCACAAUGCUGGGAGAUAUACGGACAAGAUAGGACAGCAAAUAGUCGAAGCCAUGUCCCACCCACGCUGCGUAGGCUGGGGCGAGAUCGGCCUCGACUACGCGCGCGGGCCCAAGAACCCUGACGACCCCGCUGAACAUGAAGCUCUUGCGAAGCGACAUGCAUGGCAGCGGAAGGUGUUCGAGAAGCAGCUGAGGCUCGCUGUGCAGUGUGGCAAGCCGCUCACAAUUCACACGCGCGAAGCUGAAGAGGACACGGAGCGCAUAAUGAAGGAGGUGCUGAGUGAGCAUCGUGAUUGGAGAAUACAUAUACACUGUUUCACGGAUUCGCCAGAGUUCGCUCAGCGGCUAUUGGAUCACUUCCCCAACUUGCAUAUCGGCAUCACAGGCGUCGUCUCGUACAGCUCAAACCUCAAUACCACUGCCCUCCUCCGCCAGAUGUCAUCGUCCUCUUCAUCUACAGCUUCCGACUCUCCCGACACCAUCGCCACCAGUUCGGAUAAGGAUUCUCGCCUACGCAUCCUCCUCGAGACAGACGCGCCUUACAUGGUCCCCGCGAACAUUUACAAGUCCCUCCCGGACUUCAAGGGUCGCCUGCCACUGUGCCACACUGCCAUGAUACCAUGGACCGCUGAGCAUGUGGCGGGCGUCGUCGGCUUUGGUGACGGGGAAGAGCAGAGUGGCGCAGAAAAGAUCAUGCGGCUCGCGAACGAGAAUGCAGAAAGGGUGUAUGGGCUCACGGUUGUCUGAAAUGUAAGAUGAGGUGCGCAUAUACUCAACACUAGAUAUUGAUACCAUGCGACACUCUGGCCAUGCAUGUCCGUAGAUUUAGACGCCAUAGAUCUAGAGUUAUAGUGGGGGUGGGCAAUCGCCGUGCCAGAAGGAGCGCGGGAAAUUUGCCUAGCUUACCGCUUCGGGACGCCGCCUUUGUGAUCAUCUUGGCGGCCUGAAAGUGAGCGGCAGUCUAUGGGAUGGAACUGACCACACCAAAGAGAUAUCUACGAUCUAACUAUCUGGUCGUCAAGUAGAUUAGGUUUUCUGUAUUUUGUAGCGAU
Coniophora puteana RWD-64-598 SS2 is the source of this 1491-nucleotide messenger RNA. RefSeq lists its product as uncharacterized. The coding region runs from base 41 to 1186 and encodes 381 amino acids. The record is from RefSeq and is a predicted model, not a curated record. Lineage: Eukaryota; Fungi; Basidiomycota; Agaricomycetes; Boletales; Coniophoraceae. The transcript is spliced from 6 exons. Gene Ontology annotation, molecular function: hydrolase activity, acting on ester bonds.